Molecule: messenger RNA, 4626 nt
Organism: Parathielavia appendiculata
Lineage: Eukaryota; Fungi; Ascomycota; Sordariomycetes; Sordariales; Chaetomiaceae
Exons: 2
Coding region: 149-4495 (1448 amino acids)
Cellular component (GO): Cul2-RING ubiquitin ligase complex
Molecular function (GO): protein binding
Source: RefSeq, a predicted model, not a curated record
UCCUCUCUCUUGACAAGUGUUAUUUACUCCGCCUCGUUGUUCUGUGCAGACCAGCCACUGCCUUUCCAGUAGGCUGAUGCAGCAUCUUUCUUACUUCUCCUCUCCUGUUUUCCCAUUCAGGCGCCGUUAGCAGGUGCGUCUCUUUGCGAUGGCCUCUGGUGCCAGUCUGGGCGGCACCGAGGAUGGAGAGGCAGAGGCACAGGCUGCCGUGCUCAGGGGAAGUCAUGCAUCCAAGACGGAGCAAGGCCUCGGCAGCAGUCUGGCAGCGUCACAGGUCGCAGUCGGCAACCGGACCACCACAAAUGACGCACAUGUCGAUGGCUUUGCAGCAGCGAAUGAAGCGAUCGCUCCGGGAAGGAGGAAGCGCAAGUCGCCUGAUGGUAGCGCAGAACAUGACGAGUCUGGGGUCGCGGGUUCUCAGCCAGUUCGCGGUCUCAAGAAGAUCAGGCUGGCCGAGGCACACGCACAACCAGGCGCUCAGUCAACGUCAACGUUGGGCAGUUCCCUGAGCCUAGACAAGUCUCUCUUGCCUCGGGAAAUAUGGCACCAUAUCUUCACCUUCUGUCCGCCCAAGUCGUUGGGCAAUUUGUUGAUUGUCAACAGGUUGUUCAACCUCUACCUUGACCCUGCUUCCCCGUUUCGCGGAGGCGAUGCUCCUUCUGGCACUCCCACUCCCGGCGCCGUCGUGCCCAUGGCACCCAACGCCAUCUGGCAAGUCUCGCGGCGGCUCUUUUGGCCACAAAUGCCUGCCCCUCUCCGAUCAAAAACCGAGCUUGAGAUGUGGCAAUUGGCAUGCUCUCCCCGGUGCAAGGAAUGUGGCAGACGCCAUACACGGAGCUGGGCUUCGUCUUUUGACCCCCAUCAUCCCGGUCCAGGAACUGAGGGCGUGAGAGUCAUUUGGGCUUUUGGCCAUCGGUUGUGCGCUGCUUGCCUUCUCAAGACAUCUGACAAGGAGCUCGAUGUACAAAUCUCGCCAUCUAUACCCUCUGCCAUCAUACCGGCGCUCCCGUUCGUCUUCGUCACAUCAGAUCGCCAUGUUUUCUCGGCUACCGCGCUCGAGCACGGUCAGCUGCGGCCGGACGUACAGGUAACCAAGCUAUUUUCAAAGACAGAUGUGGAAGCCCUGCAGGAGGAGUUUACCCAGGUCAGGGACAUGGGCCAAGGGACGGUGGGCGAGUGGCUCAAGGGCCUCCCCGGUCGAGGCAGCGGCCUGCUCCAUGAAGCUUCGAAGUGGGAAAAGUGGGAGUCAUCUGGCGGUGUUGUGAGAAUGCGCUCACUGCUAUAUCCGGGUUAUGAGAGAAAUGUCUCAGUUUCUCUGCCUCGAAAACCAUCAACAAAUCCCUCUACCACCCCGUUUCCCGCCCAAGGGCGUCAUGAGCGGACUGCAGAGGAGGCUGCGGAGCUAAAGGCGGCUAGAAAGGCCGAGAUUGAGCGGCGCGCUCUGCUGCUGGAACCCCCACUGACGCCCGAGGUCCUCAUCCUCCUUCCUGCCUUUCAAGCCGCUACUCAGAUCGGCGCCCGACUGGAUGAUGACGCAUGGGAGCGUCUCAAGCCGCGGUUAUUGGCGCAGCGAGCCGAAGCAGAGAAGGUUCCGCAGAGUGAACGCGAUGUCAAGUCCAGCGUCAAACCGGAACUCAGAAACCAACAGCAACUGAAGACAACUCUGACUGUCGAGAAGGAGGCCCGUGGCCGUCUCGACAAGGAUUGGGAGGAGGUACAAGCUCCCCUUCGCGCCAAAAUUGCUGGCUAUGCAGAUGAAGUUGUCAGAGAUGGUUGGGAAAAAGGCAAGAAGGUCACGAUAGAGAACUGCUCACGCUUCGCAGUGGACUCGCUCCUCUAUGUCCGAGAGCGGUUUUAUGCCGAAGUCGCGAAGGAUGCCGCUGCUGCAAGGGUGGCCCGCAAGGCUGUUCCGAUCGACCCCCCUGAAGGGCCCUACACUCAAAAGCUAACCCUGGAGAACAUGAAGUGGAUCUUUGACACCAAAAUCAAGCCUCACACUGAGCCUCUACGGAAGGAACUCUUCUACUGCAGCGGUUGCGAGGGGAACUUCAAGCCAUUUGGCUUCGAGGGCGUCAUCCAGCAUUAUGCGGCAAAGCACACAAGUGCUUUCAGCCUCGGGAGCAUUGUCGUACAUUGGAGGGCUGAAUGGCCAGAGCAACCGCCCUUCAGCGCAACAGCCCGACCUGCAAAGGCCCCCUUUAACCCGCACGCGCCGAGCGGGUUCCACGCCAACGGAGGUGCGCCUCUGGCUUCCAACUGCAGCUAUCCACCUCCUGCGGGACCAGUGCCCCCGCCGCUGCCGCCCACUUAUCCGCCGCCCAUGGGAUCCGGGUACACUCCAUUAACGUACAGUGACCACUACCAGCAGCCGCUGCCGCUGCCAUUGCUGCAUCCUUACCAACCGCAACUCGGAGCUCUCCCGUUCGCACCGCAGACCGUUUAUGAGCACCGGCCUUCCUACGCCACUCCGCCCGCCCCCUUUCCCGCUUACCGACCUCCAACAAUGGCGUAUCCUGCCCCGGCCGCAGACGUAGCGCCAACUUUUGUGCCUCCUCCAGGCGUUCGUAACGAUUAUCCGCAUGGGCCGUAUCCUGCGAACAAUGCCGGGGUCCCCUUUGGCCCAUCCCAGCCUCCGACCUAUCCGGAUCUCUAUCGAACCAAGGUCGAGGAUAUUGCCCGCAAUUCACGCGAGAUCUGGCGGGUGUUGGGCGACAUACGGGACCUUCCCGGAUGCGUCAGGGUCUUCACGACGAUUCAUCACAUGGUGAAGAGAUUUAGGUCUAGAUUCUACGAAACGCCGCCACUAUCCAUGUUCAUCGACGGCUUAUCUAACAAUAAGGAAAUGCGUCCCGUCCGGAACGUCAACGGGCUGGUUUGCAAGGCCUGCCGCCUGGGCCUCGGGAACGCGGCGUCCGUGGAGCAGGGUAGGAAGGACUUCUCACUACCACAGCUGGCAACCCACUUCCAGUCCAAGCACAUCGAACGAAUGCAGAGGACGCAACCGGCGCAGACGUCCCUAGACUGGGUAGUUGAUAUGGUUCUGGUGCCCGAUCUUGUACUUCUUCCAAGUCUCGCUUCGUCGGCCAAUGAGCUCCAGAAAGCCCUGCUGUUGGCCGCUUUCCCAGCUGCAUUUACGGCGCCUCCCACUGAGCAACCCUACACAAUUCACCGAGUGCAUCAAUAUGAACAAGGCCCGGCCGAAAGGAUUUAUCACAAGGCAGCGAAUGCUCGGGAAGGACCUCAGACGAGCGUUUGUCACGCUGGCCACUCGGGACCCUCAGAGUUCGGCUUUCGCACCGACUCCCGUGCUGCGAGUCAAUCACCUCAGAGCGCAACGCCGGGACUGCCUUCAGAAAACGACCGUCAAGCGCAUAGUGAUAAAGUCAGGCACUCGCCUCAAAGUGCUCAACCGCACCGCAUGCAAAAUGGCUUCCAUGGCAAGAACGAGGCUGGUAGAAAUAGAGGUGGCAAACCGCAGGGCGCGGAGGGUACGACCAGGUCCGGAAAGCAGUUCAAGGCGGACGAUGGGAGGAAGCCCGAAGAGACGAGCGGUAGCGCUAUGCUUGCUCCAAGUCAGCCACGCACUCCAUCCAUGCGCCCGUCACUUACCAGACCAGAGCGGCACGAGACAGCAGUCGUCACGCAGGGCCGAGCAUCCGAACUUCCCAGCAUUCAGGUGCCGCACCAAAUCGGGAAGGACUCGAUGGCCCCAUUCGCCAAUGGUGGACAAGAGCCUAACAUUAUGGCAGCGUUGGAGUCCUACCCCGACCAGAGGCAUUUUCCCGACUCAGGGGACCAGCAAAGUGCGCAAGAUGCGGCAGCACACACCGUCACACGCGAUUCUACGGUAUUCGGGUCCGGUUCCCACACAUACAGUCGGCCUGGCGACAGAGAGGGUCGAGCGUGGUCUCCUCCUAUUCCGGCAAGCAGAGGCAGGAGGAGCCCAGGGGAGCGGCAUGUCGAGCCCGUGUAUCAUUCUAGGCCAGAGGUAGUCGCGAGGCGUGAGGAUAUGGAUUGGCCCCAAUGGGCGCAUGCUGGCUUCAUCGAUCCAUUAUCGCAACGUGAGGAGGAUGAGCGUUUCGGCCGAGGGUGGCCCGGGGACCGAGGCCACCGCAGCACAGUACCACCGCCGCGGGAAGCAACGGACCGGAGAUACUACCACGGCGACGACAUGUGGAUGCCACAGCCGCGGCAGGCGCCCGUCGAGGCAUACGAGAUAGUGCAUGUCAUUGAUGAAAGCGGGGAGUAUUACAUCCGCCGGCCGGUGCGGCGGCAUGAGCCGGAUCCGGCACGGUAUAGAUAUGAGGAUCGCAGGAUACGACAUGAUGCAGGUCCGAAUUCUUCUGCUCUUGACUCGGUGUAUGCCCCUGUCUCCCGGUCGGGUCUGAAUCACGAUGGGUUCCGAGACGGCGUGGGGCAAGACGGUUGGCCGGCUGGCCGACGGGCUAAUCCGGCCUACUAUGAAGAGUAUGACCCCCGCUUUCCGGCCGCUUGAAAGGGUCUUGUCUCGACGGUACGAUGGAACUAUCUGAUGGUUUGUGCGUGGCUGGGCGGAGGGAUACGUCGGAUGGGGACGCUUGAGAGUUGUUUGUAUCUAUAUUUACCUGUACCGAAAUGUAUAGCAAA